Molecule: messenger RNA, 1237 nt
Organism: Daucus carota subsp. sativus
Lineage: Eukaryota; Viridiplantae; Streptophyta; Magnoliopsida; Apiales; Apiaceae
Product: galactinol synthase 1
Exons: 4
Coding region: 110-1072 (320 amino acids)
Molecular function (GO): glycosyltransferase activity
Source: RefSeq, a predicted model, not a curated record
CACUAACCAAAACAAAGUCAAGUACUCGAAUUGUAUGCCCUAUAGCUUCAAUAUCUUUUGAUUUUCUCUUAAAUUCUGAGAGUACUUGCCUCUAUAUAUAUCAAAAACAAUGGCACCAGAGCAGAACCAUCCUAAUGGCAUCAAUGCAGUGUCGAAGAGUGCUGAAAAAGGAGAGAAGAAGGCGUUUGUGACGUUCUUGGGAGGGAGUGGUGACUAUGUGAAAGGCGUGGUUGGACUCGCCAAGGGCCUGAGGGAAGUGAACUCAGCCUACCCUCUUGUGGUGGCCGUUUUGCCUGAUGUUCCCCCUGAGCACCGCCUUUUGAUGGUGAAGAAUGGCUGCAUUCUCAAAGACAUUGACUGGGUUCAGGCACCCGAAAUGGACAAAUCAAAAGUAGGCUGGGCUCAUGAGCACUUCGCCAUUAACUACUCCAAGCUUCGUAUUUUCGAGCUCGAGGAGUACUGCAAGAUGGUAUACUUAGAUGGGGAUAUUCAAGUAUACGGCAACGUGGACGAACUUUUUGACUUGCCGAAUGGCCAUUUGUAUGGUGUUUUGGAUUGUUUCUGUGAGUGGCAUCAUUCUCCUCAGUACAAGAUUGGCUACUGCCAACAGUGCCCCGAUAGGGUGCAGUGGCCAGCCGAAUUGGCACAAGCUCCGUCCUCUUAUUUCAAUGCUGGAAUGUUCGUGUUCGAGCCGAGUCAAGCCACUUAUGAUGAUCUGAUCAACACUAUCAAAAUCACUCCUCCCUCGUCCUUCGCUGAACAGGACUUGCUGAACUUGUACUUCAGGGGAAUUUUCAAGCCCAUUCCGAAUAUUUACAAUCUUUUAGUUCCCAUGUUGUGGACUCAUCCGGAGAAUGUGGAGCUUGAUAAAGUGAAAGUUGUGCAUUUCUGCGCAAAUGGUUCGAAGCCUUGGAGAUACACCGGAAAGGAUGAACAUAUGCAGAGGGAAGAUGUGAAGAUGCUCGUGCAAAAAUGGUGGGACAUCUAUGACGAUGAUUCGUUCAGCUGCAAGAAGCCACUGGCAGCAAAGGUUCGAGGCAAGCGUGUGCAGACUAGCAGACCACUUAACUGAACUUGUUGUGUCUAUAAAUUUCGUGUUCCAUAUAUGUUCUAAGUUAUAGCAUUGUACUAAAGCAAGUGAUUAGUAGCUUGCGGUGUGUUUCUUCCAUUUUAUUGUUUUCCGGUUAAACUGUUUUUUAAACUUUCAACUAAUUAAACAUCGUUAUAUGUCUCUUAA